Darwinula stevensoni is the source of this 4153-nucleotide messenger RNA. NCBI's taxonomy places the organism in Eukaryota, Metazoa, Arthropoda, Ostracoda, Podocopida, Darwinulidae. The record is from the annotation of a GenBank genome assembly.
AUGUGUCGGGCUCGCUUCGUGCCAGGGGAUCGAAAGCAUUCUUGCUCCGCCUCGCCUGCCUUCCUCGCUUCCGAUUUCCCUUGGUUCACUCGUGGCCGGGACGAGGAUAUGCCUGCGGGCGUGGUGAUGCGAUCAUACACUGACAACUUCCGCUCGUUACAAUUAGGGAAGCGGGAGAACGAGAAGGACGACCGUCUCCAGAAGAAUCUUCUGCUUCUGCCUGUUAGCAUCGAGUUCCCUCAUCUGCAUCAUACUCAUCGUGUCACUGAGGGUUCGGAAAUCCGGUUGUCCUCUUCGAUCGUGGCUGAUAUGGACCUCACGGUCGAUCCCUGUGAAGACUUCUACAGCUUUGCUUGUGGGUCCUGGGCGAGAAAUAAUCCAUUACCAGCUGGGGAGAGCAUGUGGAACGUUAUGACCAAGUUGAGCCGGGAAAACCAACUCGUCUUGCGGAAUGCACUCGAUGGUUUGAUGAAGCGAGGCGGGAGUCUCGAGGGAAGUUCGGCGGAGUCGCAGGCUCUGCGCUAUUAUGCCUCCUGCAUGGACCAAGAUGGGAAGAUCGAGGAGCUCGGUGCCGCUCCUGUCUUGGAACUGAUCGAGGAACUAGGGGGAUGGAACGUUUCGUCAGAGAACUUCGAUGCCUCCACGUGGGAUUUCCAAAAAACUGUCCAGACGAUACACAAUCGAUUCAAUUUGGGCGGACUCUUCCAAUGGUGGAUUGGGGUCGAUGAUCGAAAUGCAACAAAGUACAUUUUGAAGAUUGAUCAAGGAGGACUGAGUCUGCCAUCACGGGAUUACUACUUAAAAAAGAGCAUUGAGGAGGAUAAUGUCCUUUCAGUCCUGCUGGAGUUCAUGACGAGGAUAGGAUUGCUCCUUCGCACGGAAACGAAGGACGUUACUGAAGAACUGCGCCUUUCGAUACAAAGUCAGAUGAGAAAGGUGAUAGAGUUCGAGGUCCUCUUGGCCAACAUCACAACUCCCAUUGGCCAGAGGUGGAACGAACGGAAACAGUAUCACAAGAUGCUUCUCUCCGACCUCCAGAUUCGCGUUCCAUUUCUGGACUGGAAGGCGUACAUGAACGAGGCGUUCGGCCGGAUAAAUAAGAGCAUCGAAGAGGAAGAACCAGUCCUGGUCCUUGCCAUGGACUACCUCUCCCGUCUAUCAAAACUGGUGGAGCCACGGCUGACGUCAGUUGAGGGGAAAAUUCAGCUGGGAAACUACUUGACGUGGCACGCCGUGAAGCAGAUGCUGCCCUUCCUGUCGCGGUCGUUCCGAGACGCGGCUAGGGGUCUCCGGAAGGCCCUCAUCGGGGCGGAAGGGAACUCGAUCCGAUGGGAGGACUGCAUCGCCGACACCACCAACAACUUUGGGGAUGUCGUGGGUGCGCUUUUUGUCAACACUCACUUCAGUGGGACGGCCAAAAAUCAGGCCCAAGAGAUGAUGAAGGAGAUCAAGAACGCUUUCCAGAAAAAUUUGCCCGACGUGCCCUGGAUGGACGACGAGACUCGCGAAGACACCGUCAUCAAGACCGACGCCACGGCGCACAUGAUCGGUCAUCCCGACUCCAUCUUGGACCCGGAGAAGCUGGAAAAAUCGUACGAGGGCGUGACCAUCGCAAGAGACGAUUACUUCGGGAACGCCGUCCGCAUGACCGGACGGGCGCUGUCGCUGUCGCUCGAUUUCCUGGGGAAAAAAUCGGAUCGUUCGCAGUGGUUGAUUCCGCCGCCCGCGGUGAACGGGUAUUACGCUCCGGCUUGGAAUCAGAUGGUUUUUCCGGCUGGGGUCUUGCAGCCGCCGUUGUUCUCGCCGGCGGCGCACCGGGCGCUCAAUUACGGCGGGAUCGGCACGAUCAUGGGGCAUGAGCUCACGCAUGUCGUCGAUGGCAUGGGACGAGAGUACGACAAAGACGGCAACAUGAACGCGUGGUGGAGCGACCACGCGAUCCGGCGCUUCGCGGAGCGGGCGCAGUGCUUCUCCCGGCAAUACGCGGGGUUCCAAGUGAACGGGGAAAGCCUCGACGGGGUCAACACGCUCGGCGAGAACCUGGCGGACAACGGCGGCCUGAAGGUGGCGUACCAGGCGUUCGUCUCCGGGCAGCCCGAUUUCCCACUUUUCCCUUUUCCCGCAUUCAAUUUCACCUCGCAGCAGCUCUUCUUCAUCGGCUUCGCUCAGGUUUGGUGUUCGGUGGAGACGAAAGAGGCGCUGGAGUUCCAAGCGGCGAACGACGUCCAUUCGCCGGGCGCGUUCCGCGUCGCCGGCGCGCUUCGCAACAGCGAGGACUUCGGUCGGGCCUUCGGAAAGCCAGAGACCAAGAUCAAGAAGGGUCUUGAAGAGAGCCACCUGUUUCUGCGCAAUCAUGGCCGCCAUUCUCGUCUUCUCCACGACCGCCUUCUUCCUGAGCCGACUUGCAUCGAGACGUCGUCAUCGAUCGCUGCGGCGAUGGAUCUCGCGAUGAAUCCCUGUGAAGACUUCUACCACUUUGCCUGUGGCUGCUGGGUGAAGAAAAAUCCAUUACCCCCUGGCAGGAGCAUCUGGAAUACAGUGGCAAAGUUGAACGAGGAAAACCAGAUUGUCUUACGAAAUGCUCUUCAUGAUCUGAUGAGCAAAAGACAAGGUCCCGAGGGAACUCUGGCCGAGACGCUGGCUUUACGCUACUAUGUCUCCUGCAUGGAUCAAGAUGAAAAGAUUGAAGAGCUUGGUGCAACUCCCCUCUUGGAACUGAUUGAGGGAUUUGGAGGAUGGAAUGUAUCAUCAGAGAAUUUUCAGGCCUCAAGGUGGGACUUUCAGAAGACUGUUCAGAAUUUGAACAAUCGAUUAAACGUAGGCACCCUCUUCAGUUUCCGGAUCGCAGCCGACGAUCGGAUCGCGACCCAGUAUGUCAUUCAGAUUGAUCAGAGUGGGCUGAGUCUGCCAUCACUGAAGUAUUACUUGGGUAAGGACAUUGAGGGUGAUCCUGUUCUCUCGAGCGCACUGGAAGUCAUGACGAGGAUGAGAAAGGUCAUAGAAUUUGAGAUAGUGUUGGCCCACAUCACAACACCCAUGGAUCAGAGAUGGAGUGAAAUUAAACAGUAUAAGAAGAUGCCCAUGAGAGAGCUUCAGCAACAUGCCCCAUUUCUGGACUGGAAGGCGUACGUGAACGACGCGUUCGGCCUGGUGAACCGGAGCAUCGACGAGGAGGAGCCCAUCCUGAUUCGUGCCUUGGAGUAUCUCACCCGGCUUACAGAGUUAGUGAAGGUUCAACUGGCCUCAGAUGAGGGGAAAAUUCAGCUGGGAAACUAUAUGAUGUGGCACGCCGUGAUGCGGCUGAUCCCCCUGCUGUCGCAGCCGUUUCGAAAUGCGGCUCGAGACUUCCAGCGGGCCCUCGUGGGAGGGGAGGGGGAGACGGCGAGGUGGCAGGAUUGCAUCUCUGGCACCACCAAGUUGUUUGGGGAUGCCAUGGGUGCACUGUUUGUGAGGACUCAUUUCAAUGGGUCUGCCAAAGCCCAGGCCCAGGAGAUGUUAAGUGAGGUCAAGGAAGCAUUCAAGAAAAAUCUGGCAAACUUGAGCUGGAUGGACUUGUGGACUCAGCUUGCAGCCCUUGAGAAAAUCAGCGCUGUCAUAGACAUGAUUGGUCAUCCUGAAUACAUCUUGGACUCAGUGAGGAUGAAUAGAAAGUAUGAUGGUGUGAACAUGAAGCCAGAUGCCUAUUUCAAAAAUAGCAUUUUCAUGUUCCAAUGGGGUUUUCGAAAGAACCUUGACAACCUCAAGAAACGCGUGGAUCGCAGGCAGUGGCUGAUACCUCCACCCACAGUGAAUGGGUAUUAUGCCCCAGGUUGGAAUCAGAUGGUGUUUCCUGCUGGAAUCUUGCAGCCUCCUUUCUAUUCCCCAGAUUAUCCACAGGCUGUAAAUUAUGGUGGAAUUGGAAUGAUCAUGGGACAUGAGCUCAUACAUGCCAUUGAUGGACUGGUGGAGACAAAAGAAGCCCUUCAGUUCCAAGUGGUGAAUAAUUAUCAUGCACCUAAUGAGUUUCGUGUCAUUGGCACGCUGCGCAAUAAUGAAGACUUUGGCCGGGCAUUUAGUUGUCGUAAAGGAACUCCCAUGAACCCUUUCAAAAAGUGCAAGGUUUGGUGAUUCAUUGGUUUGUUUACUUUUUCCUACGGGUAGUUUGUUUGCAGGC